ACGUUUACUUCCUGUUAAGCACUGCGGCAACAACGUGGGUCCUGUACAACACACUAGUGUUGUACGUGUUGUGUUAUGUGUAUCCGCUACCUUGUGAAGGUUCAAACAUGCAGGUUUCUAGUGUGAAUGAUGUGAAGAUUUACAAUUUAAGCCAUGGAAAGUCCCUCCCGGAGUGGUUGUCAGACCGUAAGAAGAGACAACUGCAAAAGAAAGAUGUUGACAUCCAGCGCAGGAUUGAGCUUAUCCAAGAUUUUGAGAUGCCUACUGUGUGCACAUCCAUAAAGGUAUCUAGAGAUGGGCAGUUCAUCUUGGCAGCAGGCACUUACAAGCCCAGGUUUCGAUGCUAUGACGCCUUCCAGCUGUCACUGAAGUUUGAACGCUGCUUGGAUUCAGACGUUGUGGCCUUCGACAUACUGUCUGAUGACUACUCAAAGCUUGUGUUCCUGCACUCUGAUCGUUAUGUGGCGUUCCAUUCCCAGCAUGGUCACUACUACAAGACUCGAAUUCCAAAGUUUGGACGGGACUUUUCUUACCAUUAUCCCUCAUGUGAUAUUUAUUUUGUGGGAAGUAGUUCAGAGAUCUACAGACUGAAUCUUGAACAAGGUCGCUUCCUCAACUCACUUCAGACUGAUGCUGUGGAGCACAAUGUGUGCGACAUCAACCCUGUCCAUCAUUUGUUCGCCAGUGGAACCUCUGAGGGAAGGGUGGAAUGCUGGGACCCUCGUGUCCGGAAACGAGUGGGUCUUCUCGACUGUGCCCUCAACAGCCUCGCAGAAGGAAUGGAAGUUUUAAGUUUGCCCUCAAUAAGCGCACUGAAGUUUAACGGCUCCCUCUCCAUUGCAGUAGGCACCAGCACUGGACAGGUUCUGCUGUAUGACUUGCGCUCCAACCAACCACUGCUGGUGAAAGACCACUUCUACAAUCUGCCCAUUAAAUCGCUCAACUUCCACGAUGAGAUGGAUCUGGUUGUGUCGGCAGACGCCAAAAUAAUAAAAAUGUGGAACAAAGACAAUGGCAAAGUGUUCUCCUCCAUCCAGACUGAGAGCAACAUUAAUGACAUGUGCAUGUACCCCCACUCAGGUAUGCUGUUUACUGCCAAUGAAGAUCCUAAGAUGAACACAUUCUACAUCCCCGCUCUGGGCCCGGCACCUCGCUGGUGCUCCUUCCUUGACAACCUGACAGAGGAGCUGGAAGAGAGCCCUGAGAGCACCGUGUAUGACGACUACAAGUUUGUCACCCGCAAGGACUUGGAAACCUUGGGUUUGUCUCACCUGGUGGGCUCGUCCCUCCUGAGAGCGUACAUGCAUGGGUAUUUCAUGGACAUCAGACUCUAUCAUAAGGUCAAAAGCAUGGCAAAUCCUUUUGCAUUCGAAGAGUACCGCAAGGAUAAGAUCCGGCAGAAGAUUGAGGAGGCCAGAACUCAGAGAGUGCAGGUUAAGACUCUGCCUAAAGUCAACAAGGAGCUGGCUCUCAAAUUGAUGGAGGAGGGAGACAACGAAGUUGAGCUGGCUUCCAGGAAAAAGAAGGGCAAGGCCCUUCCCACCAUUUUGGGCGACGACCGCUUCAAGAUAAUGUUUGAAAACCCAGACUACCAGGUGGACGAGCAGAGCGAGGAGUUCCGCCUGCUCAAUCCCAUCGUCUCCAAAGUCAGCCAGAAGAGGAAGAAGAAGCUGCGUCUACUAGCUCAACAAGAUGCUGCUUCUCAGGAGGCCCAAGAGGAGGAGGAAGAGGAAGGUCGGGCCAGCUCUGAAGAGGAAAGCUCAGACGACGACAAGAGCUGGGUGGAGGAGGUGAGGGAGCAGCGUCGGCUACUGAAGCAAGAGGACCGAGACCGCCGGCGACAGGAGAGAAAAGACGCUGACCGCAACACCGUCCUGCUGGAGAGCAAGCGCAGCAGAGGAGAGCAAACCUCCAUUACUGCUGACAACAAGACGACGAACCGGCCUCAAUUCUAUCAGCUCAAAAGUGGGGAGGAGUUCCACAGUUUUAAUGACGUGUCCCACAAGCAGAAACUACAGAAGGCCUCCUUGGAGGAGCGUCUGAAGUUAGAGGAGCACUCUGAAACCAGCAACCUGGCUGACACUACAGUGGGCAGCAAGCAACUAACCUUUACUCUGAAAAAGUCUGAGCAGCAGAAGAAGCAGCAACAGGCAGAGCGGGAGCACCACGAGGAAAGGAAGAAGCUCCGGCGCUCAGCUGGACACUUGAGCAGCGCCCGAGGCAGGGGCUUGGCCGGCGGCAGAGGAAGAGGAAGAGGAAGACGCUAAGGAGGGAAGCUCAGUCUUCAACCAUCUCAAGUCAGUCACACCAAUUAGGCAGAUGUCCUCAAUGGCAGAAUAGUGUUUUUAAAUCCUUGACCCAUUCGCAAGACUUUCAGACUUGCCAAAUAGUUGUGGAAGUGCCCUUCCUUUUGGGUGGCCAUAACCAUUUGUAGAAGCUCUCUGUGUCCAGACUGUGUACAUGCAUUGAAAAGUCAUUAUCCAAAACACGAUAACUGUAUAUAUUUUUUUUUAUCUGUGAUUAGAUGCAAGUACUUGUUUCACUAUAUUUUAUAAUUUCAGACCAUGAAUGGGAUAAAAUAUGUGUUUGAGUGCUCUUUACUGGUGAGCUUGUACUAAAAAGUGUUUGAUAAAGUGUGUUUCAACAUUGUUUUUACUACCAAAGGUAGCCUCUAAAAAACAACUCCAACUGUGAGACUAUUCUUGCCUCUUCUCUUUUGCCAACUAGAGCCACCAUCUUUUGUAGCAGUUAGGCACCUACAUGUGUCAGCUGUAAAAGGAGGGGAGGGGGAGAAAUGUGAGUGUUUUUUUUUUUUUUAUCUAUUCUCCCACCAACAACUGCAGUUCUUGGAAAUGGGACCCCACCCCUCCACCCCCUUUUGCUCCCUAUGAACUCCCUUCUUGAUCAGCAUUGGCCUAUUUCCAGUGUGAGGGAGGGGGGUUUCAGUUGACCCACCACGUAGGCCCCAGACUCAUGUCAGUUUACCAUGCUUUUGCCCCAUGACUGGUAUAUUAGCAUGUAAAAUGUACAGAUUAACAUGCAACUGUCAAUCAAUACAUCUAUAUAUACAUACAUAUCAUCUAUCAUUUUAUUUCAGGGUAAUCACUAUUUCAUCACUAGGCCCACACUAGAAUGUGCAGAAUGUUUUCUCCAUACAAUACAUAAAUAAUGAGUGGUAAAGUUAUGUAAUUUCUAUUUUAGUCAUCUAAUUUUGAUUUUUAAUUUACAUUCACAAUGCUUCAGUUUCACCAUGACAACAGACAGUCUACAGGAAAUGGGUCAAGCCGCACUGGCACAAACAAUAAGGGAAUGGAUGUUCCACCAAAAUUAGGAAGGGUAACGUGAUAGAGUCAAUGGUAAAGACAGUGAGAGUUUGGUCUUCUUAAAGAUGUCACAGCAUCAGUACAUGAACUAAUACAGCUAAAGAAUGUAAAUUGCUCCUGAUUUUGGUUUCAGUUAAAAAUUGAAGCAUUAAUAUGAGUAGAAAGAAAAAAUUAUGUAACAGUUCUCAGAACAAAAACAGUUCAGUGUGAUUCAUCAUGUUUAGCUUUGCCUUACCGUAUUUACCAUCCUUUACCAUACCCUGCCUUUCAUGCGAGGUCAGCUGUGAUAGACUCCAGAAAAGCGAUGGAUGGAUGGUAGAUAAUACGACUGCAGUUCAACUUGCCCAAAAAGGAGUAGGAAGAGCAGAGCUUAUUUAAUAUUGUAUUAUUAGUUCUGAAUAUAAUGCAGUGCUGUUCUACACCACUGCAAAUUACAGCCACACUAACAACCUGAACGUUAUUUGGUCAAGGCGUGCUUAUAUGCUUAUACAACAUACAAUACAUGUGCAGGCGUAUCUCAUAUGAUGCAAUGUUGUGGCUCGUGAGUGUCAGACACCUGAGGGCAUAGAUUGUUGGGUCACAACCACAACACAGCUCUUUACACACCCUUUAAUCCACUUAACUACUGACCUAUUGCUUCUUAUCCAACAGUACCACACAACAGAUGCACUGUGUUGUCUGUCACGUUUGCCAUGUUUACAAUGGAGUUCAGUUAGGCAGAAGGUGAUAGGGAAGGACAGAAUAAAGUGGAUAUGGCUGGAAUAGUGCUUCAUUGAGACUAUGAAGCAAUCACAAGAACAUAGAUAUAAAAUAAUCCCUUAUUUGCAGUUAUUUGGUUCCAUGAAGUCGGAUUCCUUCUUUGUAAAUGUAAUAUUUUAAUAUUUAGAGAAUAGGAAACCUGUUUAUGACCUUCUAAAUAAGGUUUUUAACAUUAUUAGAGCCUUCUAGACAUGAAGUAACACCCCUAUGGUCACCUUUACACUCAUAUUGCCCUUUAUAGUGGACAUAAUAAGGUAAAUUAAGCCAUUUAAGACACAAAUAAGACUCAUGCUCGUGUGUUGAUGUACGUGUGUUCUGGUGCUAGGGGAGCUGAGUGGGGGCAGGCAGGAAGUGACAUCGUGUUAGGGUAGUAGCUCGUGUUAGGGAUCAGCUGCGAGGCAUAAUCCCUCAAGCAUGUCCUAGGUCUGCCCUGGGGCCUUCUCCUGGCUGGGAAUGCUCAAAACACCUCACCAGGGAGGUGACCGGGAGGCAUCUGGACUAGCUCCUUUCAAUGUGAAGGAACAGCACCUCUACUCUGAGCCCUCCCAGAUGACCGAGCUCCUCACUCUUAGGCUGAGUUCAGCCACUGACACGGUCAAAUGCCUUUUCCAAGUGGCAUGUACAUGUUGGGCAAACUCCCAAGUACCCUCCAGUACCCUUGCAAGGGUGUAGAGCUGGUCCAGUGUUCCGCGAGCGGGACAAAAAACACAUUGCACCUCCUGUAGCCGAAGUUCGACUAACGGUCGUACCCUUCUCUCCAGCACCCUGGAAUAGACUUUUGCAGGAAGGCUGAGGAGUGUGAUCCCCCUAUAGUUGGAACACACCCUCCGAUCACCCUUCUUGAAAAGGGGGGGACCACCACCCCGGUCUGCCAAUCCAGAGCUACUGUUUCCAACUUCCAUGCAAUGUUGAAGAGACGUGUCAGCCAAGACAGCCCCUCAACAUUCAGAGCCUUGAGGAAUUCACCCCCGGAGCUUUGCCACUGGUGAGCGUUUUGACCAGAUACCUCAGCCACAGUAAUGGAACUGUCCGCGUUCAUGUCCUCAGUCUCUGCUUACACUGUAAACAGUGUGGACCGGGCACUGCUUCCCCGUCGGAUGGUUUGCCAGAACCUCUUCGAGGCUGACUGAAAGUCUGCUCCACGGCCUCACCGAAACUCCUCCCACACCCGAGUUUUUGCUUCGACCACCGCCGAAGCCACGUGCCGCUUGGCCUGCCAGGACCUGUCAGCUGCUUCAAGAGUCCCACAAGCCAUCCAUGAUGAACAGGACUCCUUCAGCUUGAUAGCUGCCCUGACCUCUGGUGUCCAUCAUCGGGUUCGGGCCUUGCCGCCACGACUGGCACCAACCUCCUUGCGGCCGCAGCUCCGAUGGGCUUUCCAGCACCCCUCUGAUAGACUCCAAGAAGGCUGGGUACUCUGAACUGCCAUUUGGCGCAUAUGCACAAAAGGUCAGUCAAGACCCUUUUCCCAACCCGAAGGCGUAGGGAAGUCACCCUGUCAUUCACCGGGGAUGACUCCAACAUAGAGACACCAAGCCGCAGGGCUAUUAAUGUGCCCACACCAGCUCGCAGCCUCUCCCUGCAGCAAUUCCAGAGUAGAAUAAGGUCCAAGCUUCUCUCGAAGAGUUUGUUUCCAGAACCCAAACUGCGGGUCGAGGUGAGUCCGACUAUGUCUAGUCGGAAUGUCACCUAGGACCUGUUUGCCUUGGGACACCCCACCAGGGGAAUAUAUCCCCAGACAAUACAUUUUCUGGAAUAUAAAGGAAAUUGUGGGCUUUCCACCACAAUUUUCAACCAGUUAUGCAAUGUUGACACAUCUAUCCAAAGGUCACUUGGACCUCCAUCAGAGUAUCACCAAUGCAGUCACAUUCCUGUGGAGGUCAUCUUGAUACAGCUUUGUAGUAUCCUGUGGGGGCAAUGGUUUGUUCAACUUUUUUUUUUUUUUUUUUUUUUUUUUGUUUAGUUGAAAGUGAAGCAGUAAGCCUUUGCGUCAAUCUGUGUUUUAUGUGCAAAAGGAUCAAAGGAGUAAAAUGUGCUGAUGUCGACAGUUCAACAAUCUUUCAGGCCGACACAGAAAGAAAGAAAAAAAAUGCUGUAGUGAAAAUGCGAUCUUUUUUUUCCUUCCUUUUUUUGUCACUACAUUGCUAAGCAAACUAACUCUGGGCAAACCAACUCUGAAAGAAGGACUUGAUGAGUCAGCAGAGGACUAGAUGAAACAACUGUCCUAUACUACCAGUCAUGGAGAAGGCAAAGGGAAUUGUCAUAAUGGACUUUAAAUUCCAAAUGACAUUUAUUUGAGUAAUUCGCUCUGUCAGUCACACUGAUUAUCAACAACAGAAAACUCCAUGCAGUACAUCUUCAUCCCUACACUCAUUGGGACGGCAACUAUUCAUUACAAGAGCAAAGUGCAGUUUGUAUUGCUGACUUAUGUUGACUCUCGGUCCUACUUGGUCCCCCCACAAAACAAAAUGCAAAGCAAAGCAGUGCAGUGUUAAUAGUACAUUUCAAAGAGUCACAAAAGCCGUCAUUUAUUUAAAUGAGGUAAACGGCAUAGUAAUAAUAUUUAAGCAUAUUGUAUGUGUUUUUGGCCUAAAUUAAGCAUUUUUAAGCAUAAAAAUGGCUAAAUAAACAAAAAAAAUAUAAGGCAUUCAAUUCUACACUGAUCACUAGGUGUCAGUAAUGUUACUGUACUUCUGAGCUGCUGUUUAGUAUGGGCUGUAGAGGGUAGUGACAUACUACAUGCUGGGUUAGUGCUAGCUUUUAGGAAAUAAGUCUGUAGAAGGAGAGAACUAGGACGUAUUAAACUCUUCAUGCUGUGUUUUGAGCAUCUGCCUGUAAGACAUAGUGGUCUACAGUAUGUCUAUUUCAAAUACUGUAAAAAGGCUGACUAAUUUAAGCCAUCCUGAUGUGGUGUCAUUCAGCCACCAUUAGAUUACAAUGAUGAGACAAUAGCCACCAGGAAGUACGCUGUUCAGAACAAAACCCAAAGGAACUCUCCCAAUGCUUACGUGUGACUCUGUUAUGUUUUAUUGAUGUCUAAUGUGUCUUAUUAUGUGUUAUUAUGUCUACUAUAUUGGGUAAUAUGAGUGUAAAGGUGACCAUAGGUGUCUAGAGGGCCACUAUAAUGUUAAAAAAAAAUGUAGAAGGUUGUAAACAGGUAUGCUCUAACUACGAAUAUACGCUUGUUCUUUAUCCUAACACAGUACUUUGGUGAGCACAAUGACUCUUUCAACCUUGAUUUUGUAGCCUUCACAUUUCACAGUAGAACUGGAAGACAUUUCAACAUUAUCACAGCAAGAUGCUCUCCGUGAAUAGGAAUGUUGAACUCAUUCAGACAAAGCACAGUAUAUGGCUAUGCCAUAUAGUGCUGGACGAGCUGCAAAACCUACGUCAAGGCACAGCAAUUGUAAAAUUCCCAUUAUUUGAUUGAAAAAAAUCAUCAUAACAAGAAAUCCUGUUCUAUUCGAGUACUGUAGGUGGCUUGAUCCUUGAGCCUCCCUUAAAAGUUCCUUUUUUUGCGUAAGAAUUUAUUGCACUUAACACAAACCAGCGGGAAUAUGACUCAAAUGCGCCAAAACAAAUAAUAACAAUGCAAGUUGUUAUUUAAAUGAUUGUGGGGUGUCAUUAUCAAGAAACCAGAUGUUAGAUUUUUUGUAAGGGAAUGUUUGUCUAUGGGAAGAAAUAUGAUAUCGUCGUUGACUGUAUGUUUGUUGUAGAAUUUGGAGAGGAAAGUCAGUCUUCCAGAGAAGGCAGGGAAGGAAAACAGUGAGCCAGAUAGUCCUGAUAAAGACUCUUCAAAUAAAGAAAUUAUUGAUGAAGUCUGUUGUUGCCAUAGAAAAUUUCUUAGACACACCCCUAGGAGCUACAGACAUGCCUUAACACAUUUGGUGUGUAAUAUAUUUCCAGAAUUAAAAUAGUGAUUGCAGCUCAUUAUUUCAAAUCCCUUAAAAUGUUUAGUGCAAAAAAUCCUUCCAAAUUCUCAUCCAAAACGAGAUCAGUGUUUUUUUGGCAUAGUGAAGGGAUUGUUUUUCAUUUGUCAUUAUUCUUUGUACGACCAGUCCAGGGUGUACACACACCUCGCCAAAGUCAGCUGGGACAGGCUCCAGCAUACCCUCGCGACCCUCGUGAGGACAAGCGGCAUAGAAAAUGGAUGGAUGGAUUAUUCUUUGUAGAAAGUUAUUUUGAGCUACGUAUGUUAAGCAGAGUUGACACUUGCACGCAUUUUGCCUCCGCAUUGUCCAGCAAUUUGCCGUGGCAAUACUUUGUCAUUGCGCACUGUUUGCCUUCUGUUUACGCAUAAAUUACGCACUUAGCAUGCGAUUCGUCACUGAAAAUGGUGCUCAUUGGCAUGAAAUGACCAUGCCCCCGCACGACCUAUUUACACCUUGUCAAGUACAGUGUUCCCUCGCUACAUUGCGGUUCACCUUUCGCGGAUUCGCUGUUUCGCUGAUUUUUUAAAGUGCAAUUUUACUUCUUUUUUUUAAUUUUAAAUAGCGCAUUGUGUUCUGUGUCCUUGUGGUGUAUUAGAGCGAUCUAUCGGUGCUUUGAUGUGUGUCUGGUAUUUCAUUUACUACUGCUACCAGUAAAGGGUGUUAUAUCCUCAGGUGAGGGUUGAAGACAGUGCAGCUCCACUCCUACGAGCAUAUUGAGAACACACAGUAGACAAAAGCCAGAUAAAUAUAGAACCACAACAGUCCUUAUUGGCUAAGGGAGAACCCGCCCAUUGUGUUCUGCAUCCUGAUUGACUAUAUCAUUGUCAAUCAAUGUGCUUCAUGCCGUUUUCUUUUGUGGUCAAUAGUCGCUAGCAAACUAGCUAACUGUGUGAGCUGCUUGUUAACAGGCAAUAAAUAAUAGAAGAAGAAGCUAAAUGGCUUAAUCAAGGAGUAGGACGAGGAGGAGGACGACGGCAGGAGCAAUAUGUUUUAACAAGGAAACAUAACCGCUACAGCCGAACGGCGCCAGGACGAGGCAGUGGUCAGAGGAGUGAAUGCACGUGAGUCACUUAAUUUCUUGUGUCCAACCUAAUAGACUGAUCAUUAAAAUCCAAACGAAAUGUCAACUUUGAGAGUGUUUAUACAAGAGAGAAAUGUGAUCAAAUGUUAAUGCCUGUCUGAGAAAAGUCUAUAAAGUGUAUAGUGAGGGGUUUUACAGCCAUAAAACACAUAUAAUAAUUGGAAACAAAGUUGACUACUUCAUGGAUUUCACUUAAUACGGGCUGUUAUCCCCCACGAUAAACGAGAGAACACUGUACUGUGGACAUCGAGUGCCCACUGUUCCCGCAUGUGUAUGCAUUGCCACCACCAUUUCCCGCAUCCACGAAGCAGUCGUGGCAUUAUUUGGUCCCACUGCGUCCCGCGUGACGCCCCGCAACAGCAGGCAUCACCCCUAGGUUCAUUAAUUCCUCUAUUUGCAAGGCACCUACAAGAUGUUGAGCUACAGACAAGAAGCUCAUGCUAUAAAGAAAAGUAAGUCUAUAUUUUCCUGCAGCUGCAGGUAAAGAAUGUGCAGAGAGCAGGAAGGAGGCACCAAACUAGAAAAAAAAGAGGCACUGACAGUGUGGGAGAGGGAAUUGCUGAUUAGAAGACAUCGCUUUGGGGAUUAUCAUUAGUUAUUAACAGAAAAUCACAAGGAAGAUGCUACAGAAUUUACUUGAAUUCCCCCCAAAUUCAUGAGAAUUAGACGCGCUGACUCACGCUUUGAUACGCACAGCCCGCUUUGUUUGCACGUAGGUUGCGGUGAGUUCAUGUUGCAUUCACAACUAGUUCACAGAAAUUAUGCGUGCCACAAAUUUUGAACAUUUCAAAAUCUUAUUUUCGCAGUAUCACGCAGCCCUGCACAGUUUAUACAUGCUUCACACCUGUUAAUGACCAGUUUACUCACUGGCACGCAACAUUGUGUACCACUGCAGGGACAAAGUGCGUGCAAGUGUAAACGAGGCUUCACAAUGCUAAUUAUCUCAAUAACAAAUGCUAUCAUUCAAGUAGACCUCUGUGAGCCAGUCCGCAUCAUCCUAGGCAGUGGAAAUACUGUAAAUGACCAAGUCAUCUUUAUCAUUUAGGUUCUAAAUAUGGGGCACCACGUCUACAUCACAGUUAAAUGGGUGUGGGUUUAAAUCUCUGCUCAGGCAUCUCCAUGUGGAGUUUUCAUGUUCUUCCCUUGCUUGCGUGGGUUUUCUUAUUUUCCAUCGUCGAAAAACAUGCAUGUUAGGUUAGGUGAGAAAGUGAGUGUGAAUGGCUGGUUGUUCAUUGUACCCUGUGAUUGGCUGACACUAAGUCCCGUGUGUACCCCACCUCUCACUCAAAGUCAUGUGGGAUAGGCUCCAGCUCACCGGUGACCCUCAACAGGCUAAAGGUAAAAUGGUGGUUUUGAAAGUGUCGCUGUCGGAGCUGAAGUCUGCUUUUUCAAGAUGAUUAAGUUAUCAGUGUGUCAACAUGCUCGCCACAGCAAAUUCAGCCAUUCCACUGAGUUCAACAUGGCAAAGAGACUUCAGUUAAAGCGGUCAAUAAAUACCAUAAGUACCAUCUGCUAAUCCUAGUGUGAAGCAGAUGAGCACUUGGACUCGGCUGUCCUGUCAGUGGCAGCCUGGGCCAACCUAAAACUCUUAAGUACUUAGGUCACGACUUCCUGGAUUAUACGUGCUAAAUACUUAUGGAGACUGUUGUCUUUAACCUCUUGACUCCCCACACAGACUUAACAGGAUAAAUGAACAAAAACGUUUACCGUAAACAUUGUUGGCACUAGCUCUAUGCAGAGUGACAGUGUGAUUGCUGUGACCUUUUAAAUGUGACUAUUAAAUACUUGUCAUCGGCACUUUGACUUGUAGCAUGAUUUAUAUAGCUCAGUUAUUUAUUUGCUAAAUGUAUCUAUCCAUCCAUUUUCUGCCUCUUAUCCUGUUUAUCGGUGUCAACAGGGGAGAAAGCAAAGAAUAAAAAAAGAUUACAAAAAUGUGCACAUGUAUGUAUAUGUGUGUUUGUAUGUAUACAUAUAUGUAUUAGCACUUGAAACCAUACAUUGGUCUAUGCAUUGUAAAUAUGCUAUUUGUAAUGAAAGCGCUGGUUAUGCGAAGGGUCAGUAUCCACACUACUAAUCUAAUAUGUCUUGUUUAUGCCCCGUUCAUG
Dunckerocampus dactyliophorus (ringed pipefish) is the source of this 11200-nucleotide messenger RNA. It is a transcript of the gene nol10, whose product is annotated as nucleolar protein 10. Gene Ontology annotation, cellular component: 90S preribosome; nucleolus; small-subunit processome. Gene Ontology annotation, molecular function: protein binding. Gene Ontology annotation, biological process: maturation of SSU-rRNA from tricistronic rRNA transcript (SSU-rRNA, 5.8S rRNA, LSU-rRNA). The transcript is spliced from 21 exons. NCBI's taxonomy places the organism in Eukaryota, Metazoa, Chordata, Actinopteri, Syngnathiformes, Syngnathidae. The record is from RefSeq and is a predicted model, not a curated record. Bases 108 to 2267 code for a protein of 719 amino acids.